CCUGAGGCGCCAACACCGCUCGGCUAUUCAUCGGUAGCCAAACCCCGCCAAUCAACGCAAACCUGUUACCUCAACAUCAAACUGCACUUGGCUCGGUCAACAUCAAAUCCGAGUCGAAUCGCAACCUAUCACCAGACCAUCCGACCGGCAUUGCGGGCCAUCAACGGAGCCAAGGUAGGUCUCAAUUGGCAUGUACGGGUAGCUCUACAGCUGUUAACGGCAGGUCCAGAUGCUGUCCCGUCGAAUUGGGCGGGCUGCGCCCAUCAGAACCGCGACCAUCGCCGCCCGGCUUGUGCCGCUCACUCAACAGCGAACCUUCCUCCCCGACUCAGUCACCGGCAGGGGCCGCCUCGAAGAGAAGUAUCCUUCUUAUCCUACUCUCUCCGAUGCCGAGGAUCCGGGAAUGACCGGCGGCUACAUCAACCCUCCUCGCAUCAAAAGGCAAUUCCGCGACCCUCACGCCGACUGGUGGGACAAGCAGGAGAGGAGGAACUACGGAGAGCCAGUCCAUGAGGAUCAUGACAUGCUAGGCAUGUUCACGCCCCACGAGUACACUUGGGUUUCUUCAGGGAAGGGAGCUCUGCAAUUCGGAGCCUUCGUUAUCACCUUCCUCGGCGUCUGCUGGGUGGUAAAGGCCACAUAUCCGGACAGGGCUUCGUAUCCCCGAGAGUUUGAGGGUGGAUUGGAGAAGGAAUUGGGCGGGUCAGGAGCUCUCAGGGUAGUCAUCGUUUAUUCGCGGCUACAUCAUCAUAUCUACGGCCUUCCUUGCGGCACUACCAUGCGGUACGACGAUUGGGACGUGCUCCUCUUCCCCAUCGACUGGGAGUCCAAGAUUCCCCUCAAGGAAUUCCGGGUUGCCUGCCAUGUCAUCUCCGACACGGAACUCUCCCACGCCCACGGAUCACUCGAAAUCCCGAUCAUGACGUGCUUCAUCCCCAGUCUCACUCCCACUGCCCGGUUUCAUAUCUCAAUCCAUAGCUGGGAGCAUCCAACCGUGAGUCAGUUUACGCGGGCAUACAGCAAGCACUCGGAAUCCGCCCGAUUCGAGGCCCGAGUCUUGAUCGAUGGCCGCAUGGUUGCUGUCACUUACUUCGAUCGCAACGGACCGUGGCCGCAUAUCAUCAGCAGUACUUGCGAGCUGACAAAAUCCGGCGAACAUGAACCUCUCAGGUUCCCCCAUUUCCGCUGUGAGCUCCUGUACCAGGAUCACUGGAAUCCGGGAGACGACAUUGGCCGAAUUAAGAUCGUCAUUAGCGAAGGGUUUCCGCGGGACUCUCUUUCGGCACCAAUCGAGCGAGUCAAGAAUCUCGUGUCAUUUUCGUUCCAGCACGCCCCGUUAGAUAUCCUUGAGAGAAACGGCAUCGCCUGGCCGAACCCUUCAAUGUGGCUCCGCCCUCCACUCAACCCAGUGUCAACCUAUCCCGAGGGCGGUGCAGAGUUGCACACCCAUUCGCCUCGUCGCAGAUGUAUGUCCACGAAACCCAGCACAAUCCAUGGUUUCCCUGGGUCCCUUGCCCCGGGCCUUCCUCCCCCAUCCCAGCCUGGGGGGCUUCUACCGAACCCGUCUGUCACAUGUGGUGCGUCUUUCGUGCCCCAAGACGUCCCCGCAACCGCCGACUCGUCGUUCGCAGACACGUUCGACGAUCCCUUAUACGCCGACUGGGUCGCUUCGCUGACUAACUGCGGAUCGACUAUUGGCGGCGGGAGGGCCGUUUGGCCUGCCAACAAUCAGGAUAGCAACAAGAAGUCCGGCACCGACACGAAUAUGCCCGAUAUCGUGCCUUCCCCCCCGAAACAGGGCUCAUUUGGGGAACCGAUGCAUAUUUCUGGACCCAGCCUAGAGGACGACCGUGUCCCUUCGAACGUUGGUCUCAAGGUUCCCACGAAUACUCCAACCUCUGGGAAUCUCACAAUUGGUUCCUCCGAUGGAAGUCCGUUUUCGUUCCAGACCGGCAUCUUGAACAUGUCGGCCGACCUUGCUACGUCGCUCACGCAGUCGCUUCUUAACCAACCUCUCCCUCUGCCCAUUGCCCCACAGAAUAUUCCUCUCCCUGCCUCAGAGGUCAAGUCUAGAAAAGAGAAACGGCACCAUUAUACCCUAGCAGCUUCCAAUCAAGUUUCGACAACUUCGACCCCGCGUGCAGACCAACCUCAGAUCCGCAAGUUCGCACAGCCAGGGUUCAGCCUGGGCCGGAUAUCGGCGGGCGCCGCCAAGUCUGGGAUCAGCUCUCCAUCUUCUCACACCAUCUUUUCUGAUAGCAGCUCUGGCAAUUCUUCCGGGGUCAGCUUCGGCGCGGAUGUUGCCUCCGAAUCGCCAACCAUCACUCCCUUGGGUGAAGCCUCUAGCAGCACUAUCAACCAGGCAUCCGGCAAUGCAAACAGCGGCCAGAAGGGCACCAAACGCGUUCAGAACGAGAUGCCGGCCUCGGCAAAGGCCACUGACACAAAAUGCGAACCACCUCAGACCAGUACCCUUGAUAGAAUUGGUGCUGGUUAUGUUGGGGACACGACAGUAUCGGAGUAACAUCUUUAUCGUCCUUUGGUACACCACGGUUCUUCGAAUUACCAUAUUCGCAGGUUAUGCAUUGGUUCCGUGUCUACUCCCAGUGUUUUGGUCCAGAUACGGUGACUUACAAGCAUGUCUUAAGGUGGAGCUGCAUGGCCAAGAAAUUAGAGGGCAUCAGCAGCAUAUCGUUAUGCUAGGAUUAACGAUGUUCUUGGAGCCCCUGCUCUGGGCUGAUAGGGUUUCUCUUUAAGCAAAAUACGAGCGCACACCGAAUCCAGAUCCGAGAAACACAUAGUUCGUAGAUAUGUGAUAUGCAUGAUAACUGCGCGGUCGUAAGCAGGGACUUGACAGCCUGCUGCAGCAAGAGCAGCCUUUGGGUGCAGUUUUCAUGGCCUUGAC
Phialemonium atrogriseum is the source of this 2905-nucleotide messenger RNA. RefSeq names its product NADH dehydrogenase. The transcript has 8 exons. Gene Ontology annotation, cellular component: mitochondrion. NCBI's taxonomy places the organism in Eukaryota, Fungi, Ascomycota, Sordariomycetes, Cephalothecales, Cephalothecaceae. The coding region runs from base 230 to 2524 and encodes 764 amino acids. The record is from RefSeq and is a predicted model, not a curated record.